Messenger RNA from Mangifera indica (mango), 2269 nucleotides. RefSeq names its product rust resistance kinase Lr10-like. The coding region runs from base 112 to 2151 and encodes 679 amino acids. NCBI's taxonomy places the organism in Eukaryota, Viridiplantae, Streptophyta, Magnoliopsida, Sapindales, Anacardiaceae. The transcript has 4 exons. Gene Ontology annotation, molecular function: ATP binding; protein kinase activity; polysaccharide binding. Gene Ontology annotation, biological process: protein phosphorylation. The record is from RefSeq and is a predicted model, not a curated record.
AAUGAACAUGGUAGACCAUACCCACAUAUAUGCAAGUGAAAAUUGGAGCAUCUUUCCAAUUUUAUCAUAUUUGUUUAUCCAAACUUAUUGAAUCUUUGGAGAAAGAGAACCAUGAUGCGAAGGGAGGGAUCAUCAACUUUUCUUGUUUCUGUGUUGAUCUUCCUGUUCAUCGGUGAAAUUCAAGCAACAAAGCUUCAAGAAAAUUGCUCUACUUCAUGUGGAGACAUCAAUAACAUAAGCUAUCCUUUUCGCCUCAAGGGCGAUCCAGCAAUUUGUGGUGAUCCCAACUUCCAACUUUCAUGCCAAAGCAACAAAACCAUCCUGGAAUUUCCUUCCGCUGGAAGGUACUAUGUGAAGGAGAUUUCAUAUAAAGAAAACAUAAUCAGAGUUGUCGAUGUUAACUUAGGCACUGGAACCUGCGGUCUUCCCAGUGGAUCUCUGAUAGAGGGGUAUAUAUGGAACCUGCGGUCUUCCCAGUGGAUCUCUGUCAGAGGACUACAACUCGACGGUUACUACGGUUAUGCUAGAUUUUCUCGGUGCUCUCAGAGGAUUAAUGACACGAGCUUUACAGCAAUUCCUUGCUUGAGUGAAAAUCAAUCUUAUUUUUAUGUUACUAUUAAUAUGAGAUAUAUGAGAUAUCAGUAUCCGUUUUGCUCGUACGGAGAAGUUACUCCUAUUUUAUGGUGGCAUGAACUGAUGAGUAAUAAGACGGUUCCAUAUGAAACCAUCAGCAAGAGUCUGCAGUCAGGUUUCAAUCUGACAUGGUACUUUGAUGAUGCUUGCCGCUCAAUAGUAGGGACAGAAAUAUAUUAUAAUUCUUGCAGAAAAUUAGAUUUUAAAACUCGAUUGUAUCAUUUCAUUCAGUACUUGGGGGAAAUUAUAUAUGAUCUACUCUAUGAAAGCAUUUUGUGGACGCGUGAAUUUUUCGCGGCAUGUAAAUCAGGUUUCAAGGAUUAUUAUUUCGACAUAAGAUACCUCCCUGGAGGGCUUCUUCAUGUGGUGGUUCCAGUUGUUCUUAUUUGCAGAUUUAUUGGUGCACCAAUAGUAUUAAUCGUGUACCUCAUCUGCAAAUAUAGAAAAACAAGACAGACAGUUGAUAAUGUGGAGAAAUUUCUGCACAAUCAGCAGUCCUGGAUGCCUAAAAGGUAUGCAUAUGCAGAGCUAAUAGCCGUGACAAACAAUUUUAAAGAAAAACUGGGUCAAGGUGGGUUUGGAUCGGUUUACAGAGGACAACUUCAUAAUGGUUCCUUAAUUGCAGUCAAAAUGCUAGAAAAUUCUAAGUUUAGUGCAGAAGAAUUCAUCAAUGAAGUCUCCACAAUUGGUAGAAUUCACCACGUUAAUAUAGUGCAAUUAGUUGGAUUCUGUUCAGAAGAGUCUAAACGUGCCCUUGUGUAUGAGUAUAUGCUAAAUGGAUCUCUCGAUAAGCAUAUAUUUUCCAAGCCCGACAAAUCUCUAUCAUUUAGUUGGGACAAGCUAUGUGAAAUCGCUCUUGCAAUUGCUCGUGGGAUCGAGUAUCUACAUAGGGGAUGUGAUGUAUGCAUUCUUCAUUUUGACAUUAAGCCUCACAAUAUAUUGCUAGACCAAAAUUUCAUCCCUAAAGUCUCUGAUUUUGGGCUUGCAAAAUUUUACCCAAGGGAAAAUGAUUUUGUGUCUAUUAGUGCUACAAAAGGAACGAUAGGAUACAUAGCUCCUGAAUUGAUUUCAAGGAAUUUCGGAAAGGUUUCUAACAAGUCAGAUGUCUAUAGCUUUGGAAUGCUACUGCUGGAAAUGGUUGGAGGCAGAAAAAAUUCUGAUAUGAGAGUAACUAGUUCAAGCAAAGCCUACUUCCCCUCCUGGGUAUAUGAUCAAAUCAAUAGUGGUGAAGAUUUAGAGCUUCAACAUGUCACUGGACAUGAAAUUGUGAUUGCCAAAAAACUUUGUCUAAUUGGGUUAUGGUGCAUACAAGUUAAGCCUUCAGAUCGUCCCUCAAUUACAAAAGUAAUUGAAAUGUUAGAAGGAAACAUUGAGGACUUGCAAUUACCUCCCAAACCCUUUUUUUUUUCUUCCUCUCCUGAGAAUGUUUCUAUGAGGGUGAUUCAAUCAGACUAUUCAACCGAUUGGUCAUUAUCUGAAUCAACAGAAGAAUACUCAUGCAAAAUUAAUGUAGCUUAAUUAGUUGUUGCAAUGAUGUGUAGAGGUAAAAUAAAACCUACGUUUGUUUGUAAUAUCGUCAUGUAGGCUUCUACUCUGGUUGUAUGAGUUUCUGAAAUUCAUGAUGUCGUUUGAAUGA